Messenger RNA from Elephantulus edwardii (Cape elephant shrew), 2007 nucleotides. RefSeq names its product chromosome unknown open reading frame, human C14orf159. Bases 259 to 2007 code for a protein of 582 amino acids. Gene Ontology annotation, molecular function: D-glutamate cyclase activity. NCBI's taxonomy places the organism in Eukaryota, Metazoa, Chordata, Mammalia, Macroscelidea, Macroscelididae. The transcript has 13 exons. The record is from RefSeq and is a predicted model, not a curated record. Gene Ontology annotation, biological process: glutamate metabolic process.
AGGAGCUUCUUUCUACAAAAGAAAUUCAGCAUCAGACACAUGUCCAGCAUGGCUGAGGGUGAGUGAACUAGGGCCAGCGUGGUGAUCCUGCACAGAUCACUGGCUCCAACUUUUGACAGUUUCUGCCAGGCCAACAGUGGUCCCCUGCCCCUGCUGGGCCGAAGUGAGCCGGGCAAGUGGACGUUGGCUGCCCUGGGCGCUGUUUCAGACACCAGGUUGGGCAGUCCCCAGUUCUGGAAAUACGAGUCAGGUGUUUGCAUGGGCAGCCUGACCUCACUGGAGGAGUGCUCGGAGCAGCUGGAGGACAUGGUAACCUUCAUUCUGGGCCACAGCUUCUCCCCGGAGAAGGCCUUCGAGAAGGCGGGACUCCCCAGUAGAUACCCAGCAGGCCACGUCGCUGAGUACAAGACAACUGUGCCUUGUGCCUCCAUUGCUGGGUUUUGCUGCCCCCUGGUGGUCACAAUGAGAUCCAUCCCCAAGGACGACCUGGAGAGGCUGGUGCAGGCCAGUUGCUCCAUGGGGGGUGAGCAUGGCCAACCUGUCCACAUCGGAGACCCAGACCUGCUGGGGAUCACAGAUCUCUCCCAACCCGACUAUGGAGACCCCGUGGAGUGUCGACCAGGGGAGGUCCCAGUUUUCUGGCCAUCCCAGCUGACCAGCCUCGAAGCCGUGAGCAGCUGCAAAGCUCCACUGGCUUUUGCCAGCGCUCCUGGUCACACCAUUCUGAUGGACCUGAAGGCCAUGCAGAUGCCAGCCACCUGUCUCAGCACUGAGGCCGUUCUGGAAGUCCAUCCUAUCUCCCAGGAGCCUUUGCACUACAGCAUCGCAUCUGCAUCCGCUGUGAAGAAGAUCCGAGAACUGGAGACACUGAUUGCCGUGGACCCAGGCAACCGAGGCAUCGGCCAUUUGUUCUGCCAAGACCAGCUUCUGCAGGCCUCCCUGUCACUGUCCCACGCCUGCUCAGUCCUCAUCACCACCGGCUUCCCCACGCAUUUAACCCACGAGCCUCCGGAGGAGACAGAUGGGCCCCCGGGAGCCAUCGCACUAGCUGCCUUCUUGCGGGCGUUGGGGAAGAACGUCGCCAUGGUGGUGGACCAGAGAGCCCUGAGCUUGCACAAGAAGCUUGUCAACGAGGCUGUUGAGCAAGGUAUUCUGAAGACCCAGGUCCCAUUAUUAACGUACCAAGGUGGAUCAGCAGAGGCGGCCCAGGCCUUCCUGUGCAAAGAUGGGGACCCCAGGUCACCUAGGUUUGACCAUCUGGUGGCCAUCGAACGAGCAGGAAGGGCCGCUGACGGAAACUACUACAACGCGAGGAAGAUGAACAUCAAGCAUCUGGUUGACCCCAUCGAUGACCUUUUCCUCGCAGCUAAGAAGCUCCCAGGAAUCUCGUCGACUGGGGUCGGUGAUGGCGGUAACGAGCUCGGAAUGGGCAAAGUCAAGCAGGCCGUGAGGACUCACAUACGAAAUGGGGCUGUCAUCGCCUGUGACGUGGAGGCCGACUUUGCUGUCAUCGCAGGAGUUUCUAACUGGGGAGGCUACGCCUUGGCUUGUGCACUGUACAUCCUGAACUCCUGUGCGGUCCACACACGCUACCUGAGGAAGGCAGUCGGAGUGUCCAGAGCACCUGGGGAACAGAUCUGGACUCAGGCCCUCCCAUCCGUCACCAAGGAAGAAAAAAUGCUGGGCAUCUUGGUGAAGCACAAAGUCCGGAGCGGAGUCUCAGGUGUCGUGGGAAUGGAGGUGGACGGACUGCCCUUUUAUGGCACCCACGCGGAGAUGAUCCAGAAGCUGGUAGACGUGACCAUGUCCCACAUCCUCACACUUUACCCGCCAACCCAGCUUCUCUUUGAAAAGGUGACAGUCACUGUCCUCCCCCUGCCGCGGCCCCCGCCACGCAGCAUCCCAGAUGACAGCAGAGCCAGCCUCGAGCUAAUACUCAGCAUUCUCCCAGAGCUCAGCAAGUGGGAGCUGCCCUCCGAGACCCCGAGACCGGAGAGGCCUGACUGA